GCACAGUUCACCAAUACCUUUCUUACACGGUAACGAAACCCUUAAACAACAUACCUUUUUUCUAUUCCCCAAAGGAAAAGCCCUAAAAACAUCCACCACUCUUCAUAUCAGCAGAAGCUAUUCCUCGGGACAAAUACAAGACAUCGGUACGGUGUCGUUUACCUCGUUAUCGUCAUUCAUGGAAUCCAUACCAAAAUCCCUAGAUCCGCUGAUGUAACCCUCACAGUUUCCUCCUCUUUUCUCAUUUUUUUUCCCAAUUUAUUUUCCUAUAAUUAUUAUUUCUUUCUUGUUUACCAAAUAAUUAAAAAAAAAAAAAGAAGUUAGCAAAAGGAAAAAGGAAUUUAGUCGGCAUGGAUUCGGAGGAAUUUCGGACUAUCUUAUCGGGAUCCAGAUUUGGGAUUUGGGAGCUGAUCGAGGCCGCGAUUAAAGUUGCCUCCUCGGACUACGGCGAGGAGCUGCAGCGCCGCCGUGACAAAUUCGUCGAGGCGCUCUACGCACCGCCAGCACAGCUCUGCCGGAACUGCAACGGCAGCCUGUACCAGGACGGCGGUGUCGACGAGCCGUAUUAUCCGCAGGCUGUUAGUAACAAUUACAAUAACAGCGAUAACAUUGAUAAUGGCGACUAUGAUGAUGAAUAUAAUGACGACGGUAAAAAGUUUGAUGACGACGAUAAAGGCAACAUGAAUUCGAAUGAUGAUUUUGGCAAGAGCCCGUUGACGCCGGAGUCCAACCACCAGGAGAUUAACGGCGGGGUAGAGGAAGAGGAUUUCGAUCCGUACGGUGGGUUGUUUGAUGAUGAGCAGACCAAAAUCCUCAGCAUCAAAGAGCAGCUUGAAGAUCCACUGCAGAGUGAAGAUGAUGUGGUCCAGUUGCUUCAGAACCUGGCAGAUAUGGAAAUCACAUUUCAAGCGCUGAAGGAAACUGACAUAGGAAGACAUGUGAACCGAUUGAGGAAACAUCCAUCGAAUGAGGUUCGGGUAUUGGUGAAGCAACUUGUCAGAAAAUGGAAGGAAACUGUGGAUGAAUGGGUUAGGGUGAACCAACGAAAAGGGACUGCAAACCUAAAUGGUAACGUAUUAAUGUUGGUGGUGGCAGCUGAUGGGGAUUCACCUCAGCAGAGCAUUCCCAAAAAUCAACAAAAUGGCCAUCACCAGGUCCCUGAUUUUGGGUACUCCCCAAAUCCACAGAAUGGGAGUUCUUCUGUUGAAAAGAAUAAUGAAGAGCGUGAAAUGAAGCAGAAGUGUGUACCAAAAUCUAUACCCCGAAGAGAAACUUCUACACGACCACCUCCACAAUCACUUUCGAAAUCUUCGACUCCUCCCAAUGUACUUGGCUGCUUGCCCACAUUUGCUCCAUAUAGAUCAAUCCCAGUCAUGGAUGAUGAGAGGUUAAAUUCAGCAAGAAGGCGGCUUCAGGAGAACUAUCAAGAAGCCGAGAAUGGUCUGAUUUAGAGUUUGCAUUCAUUUGCGUUAGUAUAAGCUUUGAAUCUUGUGAUUGGCUGACUUUUGCUUGUUUGUGGAUGGUUCUUUUUUUUCCUCUCUCCGUUUUUUUCUUUUUUGUUCUUUUUUUUCCCCCUAAUGUGCAGCCAAAAAGCAGAGGACGAUUCAAGUGAUGGAUAUUCAUGAGAUUCCCAGACCAAAGGCAAAGAAUGCAUUUUUUGCCAAGAACAAAGGCGGUUUUCAGGGAAG
Molecule: messenger RNA, 1688 nt
Organism: Striga asiatica
Lineage: Eukaryota; Viridiplantae; Streptophyta; Magnoliopsida; Lamiales; Orobanchaceae
Source: the annotation of a GenBank genome assembly